AUGGAGGCUUCUUUAGCUGCUUUGGAGCGGCCACGAGGUGCUGCUUCUAAUACGGUUUAUAAGAGUGGUCCACUUUUCAUAUCCUCCAAAGGAUUGGGUUGGACGUCCUGGAAGAAACGCUGGUUCAUCCUCACACGUACUUCUUUGGUCUUCUUCAAAAAUGACCCUGGUACGCUACCACAAAAAGGUGGUGAAGUUAACAUAACUCUAGGUGGCAUCGACUUGAAUAACUCUGGAAGUGUUGUGGUACGAGAGGAUAAAAAAUUACUGACAGUUUUAUUUCCGGAUGGGCGUGAUGGAAGAGCUUUCACUCUUAAGGCUGAGACAUAUGAAGAUUUGUACGAGUGGAAAAACUCCCUUGAGCAGGCCCUUGCACACGCCCCUAAUGCAGCACUCACCAUGGAUCAUAAUGGAAUAUUCCGUCCUGAAAGUAACGAGGCUAACGAAGGGCGGGAUAAGCGUCCAUCAAAAUCAUUGGUUGUUGGAAGACCAAUCUUACUUGCUCUUGAAGAUAUUGAUGGAAGCCCAUCGUUCCUCGAGAAAGCUCUUCAGUUUAUUGAGAAUUAUGGAACUAAAAUUGAAGGAAUAUUAAGACAGUCUGCUGAUGUGGAGGAGGUGGAACGUAGAGUUCAAGAAUAUGAACAAGGCAAAACUGAGUUCGCUUUCGAUGAAGAUCCGCAUGUUAUUGGAGACUGCAUUAAGCAUGUAUUGAGAGAGUUGCCUUCUUCUCCAGUCUCAGCAUCUUGUUGCACUGCCCUGCUGGAAGCUUACAGAAUCGAGUCUAAGGAGGCUCGCAUUAGUUCAUUACGCUCUGCUAUGGCGGAAACAUUCCCUGAACCUAAUAGACGUCUACUACAACGGAUUUUGAAAAUGAUGCAUACUAUCUCAUCUCAUUCCCACGAAAACCGAAUGAACCCAUCUGCUGUAGCUGCUUGCAUGGCUCCCCUGCUCUUACGUCCUCUACUCGCUGGUGAAUGUGAUCUAGACGACGAGUUUGACAGUGGUGAAGACAACUCUGCUCAGCUUCUUGCUGCUGCUAAUGCUGCCAAUAACGCUCAAGCCAUCAUCACUGCUCUCCUGGAGGAUUAUGGAAGCAUUUUCGAUUCUAGUGAUGAUGACAACAACCUGAAAAAUGGAUACCGGAAUGAAGAGAAUGAAGUAGAACCAGUGACAGAUGAUGAUGAUGAUGAUGAUGAUAAUGAGCGUGCGUUGAGUGGGAAAAUGAGUGAGAGCAGUGGAGGCACAUGCAGCGAUCUCUAUGAAUACAAGGGAUUUGUUGCUGAUGACUCUGAUAUUGAAUCACCGAGAGAGAUAAAUGGUCCAACACGUAAUUCAAACGUACGAACAGAUCAUCUUGUGAGAAAUCCUUUUGUCAACUCCACGGAUCAACCAGCUGGAGAGCAGCUAACAAAAUAUGGAGAAAACUCACGUCUUGUAAAUGUCAGCGAGUCUUAUCAAUCAGGAAACACUUUAGCUUCUCCUGGUCUUGAAUCAUCAAGUGAGAAAUCCGUGAAUAAGGGCACUCCCUCGACUGUUCAUACAAAGCGUGCAACAUUCUGGGGUCGAGGCAGUGCCAGAAAACUAUCCACAGAUGGAUCAUUUGAUUCUUCAGGAGAAGACGAGCUUGCAAUACAAAGACUCGAGACCGCAAAAAAUGAACUGCGACAACGAAUUGCAAAGGAGGCCAGAGGUAAUGCGAUAUUACAGGCUAGCUUGGAGAGAAGGAAGCAAGCACUUCAUGAACGUCGUUUUUCGCUUGAACAAGAUGUGUCAAGAUUACAAGAGCAGUUGCAAGCCGAGAGAGAUCUCCGGGCAGCACUGGAGGUUGGUUUGAGCAUGUCUUCUGGACAAUUUACUUCACAUGGUGUGGAUUCGAAAACAAGGGCUGAGCUUGAGGAAAUUGCUCUUGCUGAGGCUGAUGUGGCAAGGCUGAAGCAGAAAGUCGCGGAACUUCACCAUCAGCUUAACCAGCAACGUCAGACUAACUUAGGUUCUUUCACUGAUGCCCGUGACAAUCAUCAGUUUCUCCAGAAUCAUAAUAUUCAAAAAAGGUUUCUUCAGCAAGAUUUCGAUUCCACUCUUGCCUUUGUAAACCAUGAAAGAAAACAAAGACACGAGGAGAAUACACUGGGAGCAGAGUGGAGAAACAGUAAAGGAGCAGGAUCUUUUGGUGUUGGCAAUAGCAGGCAACCAUCAUCUCGUAAGCAGAUACCAGAGUCAACAAGCAUGGUCGACUCUAGAAGCAGUGAAGAUUCUGGAAAGAUGUCUGUAGACAAGUUCUCAGCCAUAGAUCCUCCCUCUAUUUCGUCCACUUCAAGAGCACUAGAUAUAACAGAGUACCCAAGUGUUAAUCAUCCGUCAGCGGCUGCAUCAGCAGCAUUGGUAGAGUUAACAACUCGACUUGAUUUCUUCAAGGAAAGACGGUCGCAGCUAAUGGAGCAGCUGCAGAACCUGGAUCUCAACUACGGAGGCACGUCUGCUUCUUCUCAAGAUUUCAUACACCGGCCAUCUUCCCCACCAUGGAACUAA
This is a messenger RNA of Eruca vesicaria subsp. sativa (arugula), 2529 nucleotides long. Lineage: Eukaryota; Viridiplantae; Streptophyta; Magnoliopsida; Brassicales; Brassicaceae. The record is from the annotation of a GenBank genome assembly.